CCAGGCAAGGCUGGAAGGGCAGCAACGGCGGGCGGAAUGGGUCCUCGCCGCCGGCUUCGCUGAGACUCGCUCGCGUGGGCUGCCCGCGGCGGGCCAGCAGUGGCCGCGGCGGCAUGAAGGGCGCUCUGGGAAGUCCCGUGGCCGCGGCCGCCGCAGGCGCCGCGAUGCAGGAGAGUUUUGGCUGCGUCGUAGCCAACCGCUUCCACCAACUGCUGGACGACGAGUCGGACCCUUUCGACAUCCUGCGCGAGGCCGAGCGCCGGCGCCAGCAGCAGCUGCAGCGCAAGAGGCGCGAUGAGGCAGCAGCGGCGGCGGCGGCCGGGGUCGGCAACCGCGGCGGCAGGAGCCCAGCCGGGGCCUUGGGCCACAGACCCGGCGCUGGUGGUGGCCGGAGGGAGUCCCAGAAGGAACGAAAGGGUCUCCCGGCCUCUGGUGCACAGCAGCCGGACAGUCCUGGGGGCGGCCCGCAGCCAUCCGGAUUUUCAGUUUCCCACUUCCUGUUUAGCGAGACCGGCCAACGCAAAAGCCAGAAACGACCUCCUAGAAGAGGGGAGCAGCAAGGAUGGAAUGAUAGCCGGGGGACAGAGGUGACGCUGGAUAGAGCAGAGCGGAGAUCUUACAGAGACUACCAACCCUAUGAGACUGAGAGGCAGGCGGAGUUUACACCUGAGAAGUUGACAGAUGAAAAACCAGUCGAUAGAUUUGAUCGAGAAAGACCACUGAGAGGACGCGGAGGCCCAAGGUGGGGCCUGAGGAGCAGAGGCAGAGGUGGUCCUGGGAACAGAGCUUUUGAUGGUUUUGACCAGAGAGGGAAACGGGAAUUUGAGAGAUACGGUGGGAAUGAUAAAAUAGCAAUCAGAACUGAAGACAGUGUGGGUGGAUAUGGAGUUCGCACCUGGGGAUCAGGUAAAGAUACCAGUGACGUGGAGCUGAUGGUGCCGAUGGAGGAGACUGCUGUGCUGGAGGAGCCACCAGGUUCCCUGGAGGAGGGGUCUCCAGCCAAAGUUCCUGAGUUGGAGGUAGAAGAAGAAACUCAAGUUCAAGAGAUGACCCUAGAUGAGUGGAAAAAUCUUCAAGAACAGACCAGACCAAAGCCUGAAUUUAACAUCCGGAAACCUGAGUCCACCGUCCCUUCCAAAGCAGUGGUGAUACAUGAGUCCAAAUACAGAGAUGAUAUGGUAAAGGAUGACUAUGAGGAUGAUGCCCACGUAUUUCGGAAAGCAGCCAAUGACAUCACAUCCCAGCUGGAGAUUAAUUUUGGUAACCUCCCUCGUCCUGGGCGUGGAGCCAGAGGUGGCACACGGGGAGGCCGGGGAAGGAUCAGAAGGACAGAGAACUAUGGACCGAGAGCAGAAGUGGUGACACAAGAUGUUGCUCCAAACCCGGAUGACCCUGAAGACUUUCCUGCUUUGGCUUGAGAGAGCCCUGUUUCCCUGGCAACUUAGAACAGCAUUGGCAUACCUAUGAAGAGACUUUUCUUGCUAUGGGGAAGAGAGUCAGACUCUAAGAACAAUAGAUGUUGCUUUUCCCCUGUGUAGUGUGAAUUCAUUGUACUUUUUUGACCUGGGGAGAGGGAGGCUUGGGGAGGUGCGAUAGCGAUUUCUCCAGUCUAGAGCUACAGUUCCAGCCAGGGGUUAGUCUGGCACUUUCCCAAUAAGGUGGAGAAUGGGGAUUAUUUUUUUAUUUAAGAAUUUCCAAAUGAAGUCCAGAAAUAGUUUAAAAUGUGUACAUAGAGAUUAUAAAAUAGAAUCUAUUGAGUCUACUUAGUAAGUUGUAAAGAUAUUGGAAGUCCAUAUCCUUUACUAUUAAAGGAGAUACAUAUAUCUUGGACCAUUAAUUUAAAGCAGUCACAGCCUAGUUUUCAGAGACCAAGAUAUUAAAAUACAAUUGUAUUUACUGUUUACUUGUAAAUGUUAUACUCUCCUGGGACUUUUUGAGUUUUGUUUUUCAUUUAACUGAUAAUUUUAAAUAGCUAUUGUAUGGCCAUUGAUUAACACUCUGUGACAGAAUUAGGGAAAGUUUUGUUUUUUUUUAAUAGUGAUUUAAACUACCUCGUGGUUUCUGUGUGUAUGUACACACAUGCUUAGUAUAAAGGUGAUAUUUAGUCUUCGGGUGGUUUUUAGGAUGAGUAUUAAAUCUAUGAUUUUUAUAAUCAUGUUAUUUAACCCACCAAUCUAAUGAAAAGGUCCAGGCGCCGGAGUGUUGCAACGUAACACCAUAUCCUUUUCUCCCUCGAAACUAAGUGUCAGAAUUCAGCACCCAUGUACAAAAACCCUCUCUUUUUGUCCUGGGCAAGACUUGUAAAUAGCUAAUAUGUAUUGAACACUCACAUGCAGUUUUCCUCACUCAGUCCUUGCACCAGUUCGAGUUCCUAUUUCUUGCCUUUGGUGAAUGUUCGGGGUUUGGGGCUACAGCAGAGGUUCAGUAAAUUCCCCAGUCCCACCCUAACCAACAAGCUGAGACCUGUAGAGCCCACACUCUCAGCCGGGCUGGGGCAGAGGUAGCUAUAACAGCUGCUGAAAGCUGGGGUGAUGUUCUCCCAACUUGAAGAAACUGUGGGUAACAUUUGCCUGUUGUGACACAGUUAACAUGCUUGUGUUCGAAUUUGAACCUUGGCCCCAGGAUCUGUGCUUUUUCCCGCUUCGCUACACUAAGAUGGCUCUGAAUUUGAACCCGAGUAUAAAUAAAGGUUGGUAUUCCCUCCUAA
Molecule: messenger RNA, 2707 nt
Organism: Pteropus alecto (black flying fox)
Lineage: Eukaryota; Metazoa; Chordata; Mammalia; Chiroptera; Pteropodidae
Gene: HABP4
Product: hyaluronan binding protein 4
Exons: 9
Coding region: 114-1418 (434 amino acids)
Biological process (GO): positive regulation of RNA splicing; positive regulation of translational initiation
Cellular component (GO): nucleus; cytoplasm
Molecular function (GO): RNA binding
Source: RefSeq, a predicted model, not a curated record